Phymastichus coffea is the source of this 7065-nucleotide messenger RNA. RefSeq names its product caskin-1 (gene ckn). Gene Ontology annotation, cellular component: focal adhesion; axon. Lineage: Eukaryota; Metazoa; Arthropoda; Insecta; Hymenoptera; Eulophidae. Gene Ontology annotation, biological process: cell surface receptor protein tyrosine phosphatase signaling pathway; axonogenesis. The transcript has 9 exons. The record is from RefSeq and is a predicted model, not a curated record. The coding region runs from base 168 to 3008 and encodes 946 amino acids. Gene Ontology annotation, molecular function: signaling adaptor activity; protein phosphatase binding.
UCGAUAAAGUCGUCCCUGGAGUGGUCGUCCUGAUCCGUUAUGUGGGGAGAGUGCUCGAUGGCGUUUUCAAGAGGAACAUUAUAAAGGAAGCUCCCUUGCUCUUGGAUUGCCAAAAGGCCAGCGAGGAAGAAGUGAACCUGUCAGCUCGACUUUGGGAAAAAGAAGAAAUGGUAUCGCUAACGUGCGGAGGUCCGCCGCCAUUACCACCAGGCAAGAGACUGCUACACCGCGCAAGUCGAAAGCUUGGCGUUAGUCCGACUUACCGGAGCUUUCGCGAUCCCAGCCUCGAGGCAUGGAUCCCGCCAAGUCAGCGGGUCAGUACACCAACGACGUCCUCGCACGACGACGCCGACGAUGUCGAUGACGUCGAUGGAUUUGAUCUUGGUGACGUCAAGCUCAUCGAUGACACGAAUACCACUCGAGCGGGCAGCAGGCCAACGGAACGUGCGAGUGUUUACUCGUCGUCGAGCGCAUUGACAAGUCCGUCGCGCGGGCGGCCGGUGCAGCAGCAACAGCAGCAGCAACAGCAGCGCGGAAAGCCAAGCGGCGUCAACCUGUUUCGCAGUCAUUCCGAGGGCAACUUGACUGCGUCCGCGCGGGGUAAAAAGCAGAUGUCGUCGCCGACUGCCGCCGCCGCCGCCGCCGCCACGCCUCUGGAUCGCUGCAUCAAGGCGAUCUACGGCAGUUGGCGCAACCUCAUGCAGCUCGGCGGUAUGAGUCGGCCGUCGAAAGCAGUAACGCAGGCAAAGAAGGUGGCGCCGCCCGCAGUCCCGAGCGACUUCCGGCACUCGGGCUCGUCGUUCGGCUCGGCCGGCUACGCUAGCAGCGAGGACGGCUGCGGAGGCGGCUACGGCAUCCCCGGCGGCGUAGGCCCCGGCACAGCCAUCGCGAUGCAGAACCUCGGCUCCUCCGCUCAUCCGCAAGCGCCGACCAGCAAUAAUGGCUCGUCCGCGGGCGACGACUCCUCCUACGGGAUGCCCGCCGGCAAGAGCCCUGGACCCAUGUUCACUCACCCUGGAUUCUCCUUUCCACCAAUGGUCGGCAAAUACGCUCACGCCGAGGACCAAGGAAUCGACAUGACGCAGAGUCCCGGCAGGGACAGUCCAGGAAGCUCGGGCUCAGGCUCGGGUUCCCGCCACUCGACGGCUUCGCUCGACUCGGGUCGUGCCUCGGGCUAUCAUCUGGGCGGACCACGCAGCGCAGGAUCGUCGGCGCUCACCUCCUCGCCGAGGUGCUCGAUCAGCUCCUUGGGCUCGCACCCCGAUCGGCCCAACGAUCUCGACGUCGUUCACGCUUGGCUCGCCGAGCUGCAGUUCGACGAGUACUUUCCCAACUUUGCGUCGGCUGGUUACGACUUGGCUACGAUCACGAGGAUGACGCCCGAGGACCUCACUGCCAUUGGUAUAAAGAAGCCGAAUCACAGGAAACGCCUGAAGGCCGAGAUCGACAACCUGAACGCGGGCGACGGCCUUCCCGAGCACGUGCCCGGAUCGCUCGAGGAGUGGCUGCGGCUCUUGAGGCUCGAGGAAUACCUCGGCGCUCUGCACCAGCAGGGCAUGAGGAGCGUCGACGACGUGACCACGCUCACGUGGGAGGACCUCGAGGACAUCGGCAUCGUGCGGCUGGGCCACCAGAAGAAAUUGCUGCUGGCCAUCAAGCGGAUCAAGGACAUCAAGGCCGGCAAGCGCAUCCAGCCGCUGGACCUCGCCAGACUGCCGCCGCAUCCUGGACAGACGCAGGACGUGAUCAUUCAGCGUGGCGUGCCGGACCUGCCAUCGCCCGACGAGGACUGCUCGUCGCCGAUCCUGAGGUCGUUCCAGCGCCCCGCCGACACCGGCCACAACGCGUCCAGCUCCAGCAGCAACUGCAACAGCAGCAGCAGUAACAGCAGCGUCAACAGCGUGGCGCUGGGCGGCAACGUCAGUUGGCGCAGCAUGUACGCCGCGCUGCCAGGCGGCCUCGACUACGCCACCAUCGGCCGCAACAACAGCGCCAACUCGCGCGGCAAGUCGCUCGAGAGCCUCGAGGACGUGCCGCUCGGCUAUCCGCCCUCGCCGGCGCCGCAGACCCACGCGCCGCAGAUACUCGACUGGCGGCCGCGCAGCUACGACGACGGCGACCUCACGCCGACGAACGACCACCACGCGAUCGUCAUCGAGAACAUUGGCGGCGGCACGCUGCCCAGGCCACGACACUGCUUGGUCAGACCGAGGCCCGUCGCCAAAACCUUCUUUCCGCAGAUCCAGGCGACGCAAAGCUCGUACAAAUCGCUGCCGCGUGACUUCGACAACACGAACAAGUAUCAGCUGACCUACGGUCACGACAGCAGUCCCAGUCUGAUCAAGCGGCGUCCGCCCUCGCCGCCGCGACGCCUCAGCUCGCGUGACUUGAGCUCCAAUCAGAGCGUCACCAGCAACAACGGUGACAUUGUGAUCGACUGCAGCGGCCCCGUGCCCACGACCACUUGCGACGAACAUCACCAGCGAAUGGUGCAGCCGCAUCACUAUCCUCAGCACAUCAUGUCGACACCGCCGAGUCAGGCGCAAACCUCACCGCCGGCAAGCUCCACGCCAGUGCAACUCAGUCGACCGCCGUCGUCCAUGUCGCGCAGCUGGGGCAGCGUACCCGCCAAUCCGAACGAGGAGCACGAGCUCAUCGCCACUCUUGCCCUGCAGCAUCGCAACGGUUCCGAUGCUAGUUUUAAGUCGAGUUCGAGCACGGAAUCCGACUCUUUGCCCUUCGCCAACGAGAACGCCGGUACGAUCAAGCAGCGAGCAGCCCGUGCUGCCCAAGAGUACGCCAACAGUCCGAGUCACAUGAUCUCACAGCAGCAGCAGCAUCAUCAUCUUCAUCACCAUCAUCAUCAUCAUCAUGCCACGGCUCCAUCAGUCAGCGCAAGCAACGAGCCCGUCGACGUGCUCAGCGAUAUCGGCAAUAUGCUGACCAAUCUCACCAACGAGCUCGACGCAAUGCUCGAGGAAGAGAAACGUCAGGGUCUGAAUCCAUAAUUAUGGACAUCGAUACCGCUAAUGCUGUUGCUACUACUACUAUUACUACUACUAUUAGUACUAUCGUUGUUGCCAUGUAAGGGACACAGGACCGGGAUAUUACUAAUGAUACUACCGCCACCGCCUCUGCUGCUACUGCUGCUGCUGUUGCUGCUGUUUUUCACUGACGAGAAAGGAUCGCGUGUUGUAUGACGACGGCGUUUAUAUAUGAAACAGAGGACUUUUCUGAGAUGCUUUUUUAAAUAAUACGACUGACUUACUCUUGAGGACCAUGACUUGCUGAAUAUAAAUGAUUUUUUAUCGGAUGAAAAAGGACGGCCAUGGAGGAGUGGAAAGUUAAAAUAACGUUUACGCGUCUAUUCAGUCAGUUUUUGAAUGUAGCUUUGACCUUUUUCACUAAUCCACUGAUUCUAUAUCGAAUUACGGACAAAACAAUAGAUUUUUAUAACUACAGAUUUUUAUAAAAGUUCUUAAAAAAUAUAGAUUUUUAUACAUCGUACUGCUUCACGCAAGCAAAUUAAUCUUAUAUUAUCGUAAGCUAAUGAAAAUUUUUUCAACAAAUGAUACGUAACAAAAACACUACCCAUUCAGUGACUAAAAAAAAAUUUUCGAUUGACUUUUUCAUGAAAAAAAAAGUUCUCUAGCAUUUACUAUGACGACAAAAAAGCUUUCUACAUCUUCCGCUCCUUUUUCGAAAAUUUCAUCUACUCAGCAGGUCGAUGAUACAACUCUUGUUGAAAGAAGAUACCUUUUUGCACAAUCAAUAAACACCUUGGUGCCCUUUUAGAUACAUGUUUAUAAAGACCGACCGUCUAACUGACUACUACGCAUUUACUUUUUAGUUUUUUUAUAUGUUAACGUAAUACGUACGACUAAGGCGAUACGAUACAUUUUUGUAUUACGUGACUAAAUCAGUACAUUCCACACAAUGUAUUUAAUUUCCCCGCUUCCGUCCUUUCGAAGCCAGCAACAGUUUUGUCGAAAAUGAAUACAAUUUUUCUUACAUAUUUGCUACAGAUAGAAGUUACGUAGAGUUUCGCCGUUAUAGAUGUGAUAUUUAUAAAGAAGACCAUAUGCGUGCGAUACUAUUACAAUAAAAAUAAUACCAUGAAAUACAUAACUUUCUACGUCAACUUUUUUAGCAAAAGACAUUCAGUGAAUCCUCUAUCUUAUAGACAAUUUAAAAGCAAACUACAUUAUCGAAUUCCAAUUUGUAUUCAUUGCAGUAAAUGAAUUUACGCGUAACUUUGCGUAAAAAAAGUGAUGUAAGAUUGCUUUAAACUAAAAUUACAUUAUUACAGCCGAGUAAAUAACUCUCCAACUAAAUAAAGUGUAAUUGAAAUUAAUUUGGAAUAUACUGUUUUUUGUAGAUUAAUUUUUAUAUUGUGUACGAAUUCAAAAAAUCAAGCGAGAGUUAAAUUAAAAUAAAAAAAACAUUGCAAUGAAAUAAUACAGUCGAUUACAUUUUAUAAAUAGAUGAUGAAUCUUGCACAUAACUAAGCAAAAAUUUUAUGCGCGAAAUAUCCGGAUCACAUAAUAAUUUUGCGUCAAUAUAAAUAGGUGCGUAGCUUAAUGCGACUGUGAAGAAACUACAAGUAAAAGCCAUUUCUCGAUGUCCUGUGUGCCUCGAUGUAACUGCAAACAUAAAGAAAGCGCCUCAAAAGUGCGAAACUAUAACGAGAGACAACUUAAAUGUAAGAUCGCAGAGAAUAAAAGAACGCAUUACUUAAGAUAAACUUAAAAUAUGUAAGUUUGAUCGAUUUAGUUCAAAGAAAAGCUACGAUGAAAAAAAAUAUAAACACGUACUCGUCGCGUAUUCGAGCUACAAACUUGUCUUGUUAACUAUUUUAGGUGUAUAGUUAUAUAUAUAGUAUAUUCUAUUAUAUGAAAGAAAUAUACCAUGGGUGAACAGUGAUUUUGACAAGAUUUCGCUUUACUAAAAUUUUUAAAAUUCGAACAACAAAUUCAGAAUGAUGAAAAAAUAAAACAAAACGUGUGUAAAGUAAGCAAAUGCAAAUCAUGCCAUGAAGCGAUUUUUACAAUAUACUGCGAAGCGUGGCAAAUAGAUUUAUUUGUUUCUAUACUUUUGUAAUGUACAGAAUUUAUUAGAGGGCGAUAGUUGUAACGAAAAAAUACGAGGUAAAUUAACAAAUAAGUAUGAAAUAUGUUAAGCGAUAGAGACUAUGUAUUAAACAUUUUUAGCAGUUUCUUUUCAGUUGAUCCUUUUCUUUUCUAUGACACGCCAUCAAUUCCUAUUAUUUGAAAAAAAACACAAAAAUCCUUGAAGACUUCGUAUAUGUUAUUUGUGCUCAUAAUGACAUUUUUAAACUCGAAGUCAUUGUUUUCAACAUGGUAGAUAAAAUUAUUAUAUAGACAAAUAGAUAUAUUAUAUUAAUUAUAGUUUUUGUACAAAGGUCCACGAUUGAACGUCGACUUUGCUGGCCGAGCGAUGCUGCUUAAGCACUCGCUUAUAAGCCUGCAUUGUACGCCACCAUCGUACGUCCCUUUUCCCUGUCGGUUUUAAUCUCACAAAUCAAAUGUGUCAGUUCGCUCCAUUGUGUGAUCGAUUAAAUGGAGAAGCAUUGUUUCAGCGGCUAUUACAAUGCAAUGUAUGUAUCAAUGACGAGUGAAAAAUCAAAUGAAGCGACUCCAUGGAGAAUAUUUGUCUGUACAUUGCGCGUUGAACGCAUUUCAACGAUGUAUUUCUACGUAUUUAAUCAUAAAUACCGUUUGAUUUUUCAAAUCAGUUUUAUUUUGUUAAGAGAAUUUAUUGUUUACGCGUAUUCUCUUGAUUUGUAAUCAUUGAAGGUGAUCGAUGGCAUUUGAAAUACGCUCUUGGCUUUUUAAUCGUGUAAAUAAAUGAAUUUUUUGAUUGUCUUGUAAACUUUCGUUCGAUAAUUUUAAGUAUCCUAAUUUUAAAUUUCGGGCUGAAAGUAAUGGAAAGCCUGUCGAGACGACAUAAAAGUACUAUUUUGAAAUUAACGUUAACAGAAAAUGACGACUUUCAGUAAUAACACACGUUCUAUACACUUGCCCAUUUGCAAGACUGAUUAAUACUUAACGAUUCAGGUACUGCAAUGUAACAACCACUAUUAGAGCACGUAUUUCGGAAGAAAAAAAAGCAUUUGUACAAUUUGCAGCGCUGCAAAUUGUUUUGUACUACAGCAAUGAAUGCACACUUAUGACAACUUUAACGACAUCCUUUUAUAUUAAUUUUAAAUAAAUACACGUGAAUCGAGUGUAUAAAAUUGUUAAUAGUUAAAAUGAUUUUACAUUAUAAUUUAAACAAAAAAGAAUGCAUCGUUUGUAACAGAUAUGUUAUUUAUUAUGUGAGUAUAAUACUAACUUUACAGCAAUAAAAAAUUAUAGCAAAAUGUCAAAACAACUUGUACUUUCAUCGUUCUCCCACACAUCUCAAAUUCGAUAUUUUUAUCGCAUACGUCAUUUGUUUCAAUUGAAUCAUAUAUUCUUUCAUGACGAUAUCUCAUUUCAAAUUAUUAUUUUCUGAAUAAUUUACUACUCGGAGGCUUGCUGCUUUUAUCAAACAAUUUUUGUGUCCAGCAAUACAAGUGGAAUAUGAUUAAAGUAAUUCACAUGUGCGAUACGGCUAAGAUAUAAAAUGAAAGUACGAAGUGAGUUUCUGAUUGAAGAUAAGUUUCUGCUUGUAAAUCAAAUCUCAAUUUCUUAAAACGCGGCUAACAAGCUUUCCAAUGAAAUGUCUUAUACUAAUUAAAAUUGAUUAAACGGAAGUUGGCAGGGUUUUGUGAAGCGCAAAUGCGUCGUAUUUGUAAUGGUAAACAAACGUCCACGACGGCAAUAUUAACAAAAGGAGAAUGAGAGGCCAAAUUAACUGGAUGAGCGUGUUUGUAGCGGUGCCAGCUUGCUCGAUUUAGUGAGGGUUCUGGACGGUCAGCCGAUAAUGAGCCAGACGACGACGCUUGUAUUACCUGUAUUAGUCCGAGGACGAGCAGUGACUGCAAAUGAGAUACACUGUUGAGCAGUCGCUGAUAAUAGAUGCCGCAAUCCUCAGAACUUCAUUGCCUGAUUACCAGCAGCU